AUGGUUGAAUACAUCCCGGCGCCCGAUCCGCGUUCACUGUUGCCUCCGCUCCUCGCUUGUCUCCCUGCUGGCUUUGCUUCACCGCGACCUCCUCCGCCGCUCAUUCCUCUUCUCUCGCCCAUCCUUCGACAGCGCAUUCAGCUCCUCAGUUCCGUGUCCCCAUCGUCUUCAGAUUCUUGGCUCCGCUUACUCUGUUGGAAUCCCGAACGAGGUCAAGAACUUGAGCGAAUAGUUGGAGAAACCACAUUUGAACCGCACCCCGUCUCCGACGUAUCGAUUCUGAAACGUUACGGGGCAUGUUUCCUAUUGGCGGAAUACAACCUCGCGGUCGUCUAUGUUUGGUGUCCUGGCGACCGGGAGGGUGGCGAUCCAGGAUGGAGAGUAACGGAGGUUCUCCCGCUUCGGUCUCCGCAGGGUGAAGAAGCCCAUACGUGGGCUAGCUCUAUCACGGAAGCGAACGAGGUGCGGGAACCUAUACUGCAUGAAGCCUUGGCAGACGCAGAACACGAAGCCGGGCAGAGCAACGGAGUCGAUGGUCCUGAUGACAAUGACGACGAUGAUUAUUGGGCACAGUACGACGAUAAUCUCGGGAGGACGCCAGUGCGGAAUGCCUCCCCCCACUUAGCGCAUUCUCGCGUCGACGUGAACAAGCAGCCACAGGAAGCGUCGGACGCCUCGUACUACGGCCGCUACGACGAGGUUCAACCGGCAAUGGAUCAUGAUGAUCCAUCUGUGGACCGAAGCGGCAUUGGAAGUUCGUCGCUGGACGGCGAGGCAGUUUCUCGGAUCCUCAGACAGCAAAUGGAACACAUUGUCCGUAGAGAUGGGCGGCCAAGAACGCCGCCACCAGACGUAGACGCUUGUGCCAGCUCGCUCAACCACCCGCGGCCGGAAUCAGCAUCCUCUCGAGGAUCCGAUGCCGUUCUGAGGCUGGAGCAGACGGCAGAGAACCAAUCGUUAUCGGAAAUGGGGGUCCGCGACUACAUCUCGUCCAGCAUUAGAAACCUGCAUCAACUGGCGAGAACCACUGGAAUUUCUGGGGACGAGUUUGGCAAUCUUGUCCGAAACGAAUUGGAUCUGCUGGAAUGA
This is a messenger RNA of Uncinocarpus reesii 1704, 1089 nucleotides long. RefSeq lists its product as uncharacterized. The coding region runs from base 1 to 1089 and encodes 362 amino acids. The transcript is spliced from 2 exons. The record is from RefSeq and is a predicted model, not a curated record. Lineage: Eukaryota; Fungi; Ascomycota; Eurotiomycetes; Onygenales; Onygenaceae.